AUGUCAUAUCCCUUUUUCCUAGGCGGGAUCAGGACGCCAAAAAUCAAGCCGACAAAAGCGGACGCUGAGCAGAACCCGGUGGAGCAGUUCACUGAAGAGGAGAGAAAACGCAGGGACGUCCUAGCGCUACUCGACAGCGACGAGGACGCAGAUGACUUCGAUGAUGAAGAUGACGACGGCAACCAGUCGGUAGCAUCCGAGCACACGGAUGUCGAUGACUAUAUCGCACGUAAGAAUGCCUCCAUCAAUGAGCAUUAUACUCGUUCUGCAUCCGGGUUUCCGAUACCGUUGGAACCUUCUUCUCUAUUGCAACUGAAGCAGGUGAUAUCCCUGAGUCCGCCACCUUAUUCAGGGCUCUUCAACAAUAUGAUCAAGUCGAGCUAUCACAGGAGGUGA
Molecule: messenger RNA, 396 nt
Organism: Aspergillus novofumigatus IBT 16806
Lineage: Eukaryota; Fungi; Ascomycota; Eurotiomycetes; Eurotiales; Aspergillaceae
Exons: 4
Coding region: 1-396 (131 amino acids)
Source: RefSeq, a predicted model, not a curated record